Trametes versicolor FP-101664 SS1 is the source of this 2934-nucleotide messenger RNA. Its product is annotated as beta-glucosidase. The transcript is spliced from 8 exons. The record is from RefSeq and is a predicted model, not a curated record. NCBI's taxonomy places the organism in Eukaryota, Fungi, Basidiomycota, Agaricomycetes, Polyporales, Polyporaceae. The coding region runs from base 13 to 2751 and encodes 912 amino acids. Gene Ontology annotation, biological process: glucan catabolic process. Gene Ontology annotation, molecular function: beta-glucosidase activity.
CUCGACGCUGCCAUGGUUGUCCUCAACGCUCGUCUCUCCGCUCUUUGCGCUCUCCUUCUCGCCGCCAUCUCCGAUGCUCAAUCCACUAGCGAGCUCUCCUCCGCGGUGUCUGCGUCGUCGGCAGCGUCGUCAGCCGUCGCGUCUUCAACUGAGGUCGUGACCUCCAUCCUGACGAGCGUCGCGUCCUCCGCGUCGGCGUCGGUCUCGGCUUCGGCACCCGCGUCGGUCUCCUCCGCCAACUCCAGCGGAGUGAGCAGCGCGUCCGCAUCUGUCUCUACCAUUCUCUCCGGGACCUCCAUCGCGUCAGUGUCGAGUGCAAUCUCGUCUGUCGCGUCGGUGUCAAGCGCCAUCUCCUCCGCCGCUCCUUCGGCGUCCACUGCCUCUACGGGCCCUCCUCUCGAGUCCACGCACCUCACGAUACCCAUUUCCAAAUACCCCUUCACGUCGUUCCCUGUCCCCUCCGCAUCCCCGAUACCCGGCGUGUUCCCCUCGACUUCACCCAAGUCUCCGCCCCCGCCGGGCUCGAGCCUCAUUCCCGACUUUGGCCCAGCCUGGAAGGCCGCACAUGCCCGCGCCAAGAAGCUAAUCUCCGGCUGGUCGCUCGAGCAAAAGGUUGCGACCACCACCGGUGUCGGCUGGAUGGGUGGUCGCUGCGUCGGUAACAUUCCCGCCGUCGCUGAUUGGCCUGGCCUCUGUCUCGAAGAUUCCCCUCUGGGCGUGCGCGAUACUGACUUCGUAACCGCGUUCCCCACUGGUCUGUCAGCUGCCGCAACAUGGCAGCGUGCUCUCAUUCGUGCUCGUGGGCUCGCGAUGGGACAGGAGUUCAAAGGCAAGGGUGCGAACGUUGCACUUGGGCCUAUGAUGAACAUGGGUCGUAUCGCCCAGGGUGGCCGCAACUGGGAGGGUUUCGGCGCGGACCCAUUCCUUUCUGGGGAGGCCGCGUACGAGACGAUUCUCGGUAUGCAGGAGGGCGGCGUACAGGCCUGCGCGAAGCACUUCAUCAACAACGAGCAGGAGCACUUCCGUACGCAGGAGUCGUCAAACGUCGACGACCGUACUGAGCACGAGAUCUACUUCCACCCCUUCUUGCGUUCGGUGCAGGCUGGCGUGGCUAGUGUCAUGUGCAGCUACAACCUGGUCAACGACACGUACGCGUGCGAGAACGACCACACGCUCAACCAGCUCUUGAAGAGGGAGGCAGGCUUCCAAGGCUACGUCAUGUCCGAUUGGCAGGCGCACCAUUCGACUCUUGCCGCCGUCGCGGGCUUGGAUAUGUCCAUGCCUGGUGACAUCACGUUCAACUCGGGGACGUCGUGGUGGGGCGCGAACCUGACUGCGUUCGUGCAGAACGGCUCGAUCGCCGAAACCCGCGUGGACGACAUGGCGGAGCGCAUCCUCGCGUCGUGGUAUCUCCUCGACCAGGACGAUAACUACCCCGAAGUGAGCUUCAACGCGUUCUUCAUGAACGAUCCGGCGACCAACGCGCACGUCGAUGUGCAAGCCGAUCACUACAAGAUCGUGCGCGAGAUCGGCGCUGCUGGAAGUGUUUUGCUCAAGAACACCGACUCCGCGCUCCCCCUCAAGAAACCCCGUAGCAUCGCCCUCAUCGGCAACGACUCCGGCCCGAGCUCCCGCGGCCCCAACGGCUACGGUGACCGCGGUGGGGACGACGGCAUCCUCGCGAUGGGCUGGGGAUCUGGCACCACCCAGUUCCCGUACCUCAUCUCGCCGCUUGAGGCUAUUCAGGCUCGCGCCCGCAAGGACUCCUCCGGCUCGCAGGUGUCGUGGUUCCUCAACAACUGGGACCUCGCUGGGGCGCAGGCGACCGCACUCGACCAGGACGUCGCGCUCGUAUUCGUCAACGCGGACUCGGGCGAGGACUACAUCACCGUCGACGGCAACGAGGGCGACCGCAAGAACCUCACGCUCUGGGGCAACGCCGACAAUCUCAUCGCCGCGAUCGCAGAGGUGAACCGGAAUACGAUCGUCAUCGCGCACUCCGUCGGCCCCGCGAUCAUCGAGCCCUGGAUUGAGAACCCCAAUGUCACCGCCGUGAUCUGGGCUGGGCUGCCUGGGCAGGAGGCGGGCAACUCGAUCACAGACGUGCUGUACGGCGACGUGAACCCCUCUGGCCGCCUCCCGUACACGAUCGCGAAGAGCCCCGCGGACUACAGCGCGCAGCUGAUCACUGGGGGCUCUGGCGACGAGAUCCUGCGCAUCGACUAUACCGAGGGCCUCAACAUCGAUUACCGCCACUUCGACGCGAACAACAUCGACCCGCGCUUCGAGUUCGGCUUCGGUCUCUCGUACACCACGUUCUCCUACACCGGCCUGCGCGUCACGCCCAUCGCGCACGCAGACCACACGUCCGCCGCGCUCGAGUCCGCCUGGGCCGCGGGCAAGGCCUCCCCCGCCGACGAGGGCGCCGUCGCCGCGCUCUGGCUGCACCGCCCGGCGUUCGAGGUCACCUUCACCGUCAGGAACACCGGCGCCGUCGCAGGCACCGAGAUCGCGCAGCUCUACCUGCACUUCCCGAGCAGCGCGGGCGAGCCCCCGAGCGUGCUGCGCGGGUUCCAGGACAUCAAGGUGCCGGCGCACGGGAUCGCGCAGGGGAAGAUCACGCUCUCGCGCUACGACCUGAGCGUGUGGGAUGUGGACGCGAAGGGGUGGGGGAAGCCUGCGGGGCAGUUCACGUUCUCGAUUGGUGCGAGCAGUCGCGACUUCCGGCUGAAGGGGACUGUGCCGCUGUGAGGGCACGCUGUCUUGCUUUCAUCUAGGAGAAAAGGAUUUAGGACGGGUGGAGGAAGGGGGCGCGAUCUGAACGACAUCCCACGGACCGCGAAAGAUUUGUGUAUACCUACUGCUAUUGCUUGACUAUCCAUCGUCGCUGACUAUUGGCCGCGCACCGACCGUCAUCCAUUGUCUGUACAGCCG